UUUUUUUUUUUUGUUAUCAGCAAAUGAAUUUCUUUUUAUCAACAAAAAGUAUGAGGAAACUUCAAAAUAAAAAUUUAUGCAAAUCUAGUCGUCAAUUUCCUAAUUCGGUUUUCUCUUUCAAUAAUUUACCAAAUGAAAUACUCUGCAGAAUCUUGUCUCAUGUCCUCAUUGCUGACUUGUUACUUUUAUAUACCAUUCCAUCUCUGAACAUGAUGGUAGUCAAUGAAUUAAUAUCAAGGUUUAAAAAAUGUCAACUCGGUAUUCGACUUUAUUUUGACCAAGAAGCUCGAUGGAGAUACACUUUGGAUAUGAAACUACAACUUGUUAAAUACAAUAGGAAUACACCCAGACUCUAUUUUAUUCCCAUGGCAUCAACAAGAAAUGAAAUGCGAUUUUAUACCUCCAAGAUUCUUCGACGUCCAUUUCUUUACAAAGUAUGCUUGAUAUCCACUUAUGAUGACCUUUCCACUCUUCCUGAAAAUCUUUUGAAUAAAAGUCUUCCUUUAACUAUCAAACAAUCCAAUAAACGACUCUACAGCUCCACAACAACAACAACAACAACAGUAGCACUUGGAUAUGGUGUUAGUGAGACUCCUUAUCAGGUGACAAAAUCAAGACCUGGUGAAAGAUGGAUCCAACCAUGUGUCUUUGAGUGUGACCUAGACUGGCUUUGUCAAACAAAAUCUACUCUGGAUAAAUGGUUCGAUCUUUUACCACAUUGCAAACCAACAAGACGAAAGAUGACUGAUCUUCAUUUCACAAGGACCGAAAAAUUACCUUCUGAAUCUCCUGGACAAGUGGCUGAAAUAGGUAUCUACUCUUCUUAUGAUGAUCAAACAAUUCCUAGAUACAAGACCGAUACUUCCAUUCUAAUACCUAACCUUAUUGUCCGAUGAAACACCAAUCUUUUUUUUUUUUUUUGAUACCCUCUUUCCAUUUUAGUUUAGUUCAUAUAUAGUUUUAGUUUGUAAUAUAUUUAUUCUCCAAUAAAGUCAUAUUUAUAUACAUAUUCAUUUUAUUUGUUGAUAUUAAGAAUCAUCUACCUUUUUCAUCAUCAU
Molecule: messenger RNA, 1058 nt
Organism: Halteromyces radiatus
Lineage: Eukaryota; Fungi; Mucoromycota; Mucoromycetes; Mucorales; Cunninghamellaceae
Exons: 1
Coding region: 24-896 (290 amino acids)
Molecular function (GO): protein binding
Source: RefSeq, a predicted model, not a curated record